Molecule: messenger RNA, 2426 nt
Organism: Cottoperca gobio
Lineage: Eukaryota; Metazoa; Chordata; Actinopteri; Perciformes; Bovichtidae
Product: carbonic anhydrase 1
Exons: 7
Coding region: 175-957 (260 amino acids)
Biological process (GO): carbon dioxide transport; regulation of pH
Cellular component (GO): cytoplasm
Molecular function (GO): carbonate dehydratase activity; zinc ion binding
Source: RefSeq, a predicted model, not a curated record
GUCAUUGCGCGGACAUCAUGUGGCUAACACCAGCCCGGCACACACCGUUCACAGGGGACCCUAUAUAAGCUCUGCAGCUGUCAGGUGGAUGACACUAGCUGCUCUGUCUGUGUUAAGGGACGACUCGCUUUAGGGAAUUACAGCUCUAGAUACGCAUACAUCCAAACUAUAACCAUGUCUCACGCUUGGGGAUACGCAGCGAACAACGGACCCGACAAAUGGUGUACAGACUUCCCUAUUGCCGAUGGAGUCCGCCAGUCUCCUAUUGACAUCUUACCUGGUGCAUCAUCAUACGACAAAGCGCUGAAGCCGCUCAAGCUGAAGUACGACCCUUCCAACUGUCUUGAAAUCCUCAACAACGGACAUUCCUUCCAAGUGACCUUCGCAGAUGACACCGACAGCUCAACUCUGAAAGAAGGACCUAUCUCAGGGAUCUACAGGCUCAAGCAGUUUCAUUUCCACUGGGGAGCAUCCGAUGACAAAGGAUCUGAACAUACCGUGGCCGGGACCAAGUAUCCUGCUGAGCUCCAUCUGGUGCACUGGAACACCAAAUACGCUAGUUUUGGUGAGGCUGCUAGCAUGUCUGAUGGGCUCGCUGUUGUUGGAGUAUUCCUGAAGAUUGGAGCUGAAAAUGCCAAUCUCCAGAAGGUUCUUGAAGCCUUUAAAGUCAUCAAGGCCAAAGGCAAGCAGACAACUUUUGCUGACUUCGACCCGUCUACCUUGCUCCCUGGUUGCCUAGACUACUGGACAUAUGACGGCUCCCUGACCACACCCCCUCUGCUGGAGAGUGUUACCUGGAUUGUCUGCAAAGAGCCAAUCAGUGUCAGCUGUGAGCAGAUGGCCAAAUUCCGCGGCCUGCUCUUCUCUGCUGAAGGUGAGGCCGAGUGCUGCAUGGUGGACAACUACCGCCCUCCCCAGCCGCUCAAGGGUCGCUCUGUCCGUGCUUCCUUCCAGUAAUACCCCUUCCCCCUUUUUGCCCUUUCUGCCCUGUUGCUCUCUCCCUUCCCCCUCCCUUUAGUCGGAGUUACCUCUCUUGCAGUGCGCCACAAAGCACACAUAUCUCUCUCCAUCCAAAUUUUUAAAAUAAAUUCAAUUCCUGUUGCCCAUUGCUUUCAACGCUGGGCAGUCUAACUGUGAGAUGAAGCACAUGCAGGAUUUACAUCUCUGUUUGUACGUAUGUAAUGAGCCAGCAAAGAUGCCCUGUCAUAAUUUAUUCUAUAAGACAAACACCUCACAAUGGCUACGACACGUUUACUAGGAUUCAGCAUCUGGUGCCAAUGUUUUCAGAGACAUUACAACGGUGUGUGAAGGUCUGUUUAGUGUCUCAAGCAUGACAAGAAUACAAAAUGAAGAUGAGUUAUAUAGUCAAUAUGAUGCGCUCGAGCCACCAUUAAGCAGACAGCACAAUCUAGUUGCAGUAGGCAGGGGGGAGGAUUAAACUGCAUCACCAUCUGUGAGGAGGGUAAGGUACAGAUCAAAAGAUUCAGACACAUACACUCCCGCUGCCAGUCUGUCUGUAAUCUCUGACCGACUGCCAGCCUCUGCAUCACAACAGCUUAAUGAAAAGCUGCAGCCGCCUCCAUCACAACCGAUUGACUCAGAAAGUCCCCCUCUGGCACACACACACAAACACAACAUGGCACGUACAGUCUCAUGCUGACAUGAUGCCUAUAGGCACUGACCUGCUUAUUGAUUUGAAUUCAGUGUACAGCAACAAAGGACAUACGGACAGGCUGCUGCUAGUGCUAGUUACGGAACAUCAUGACAAUGGCUUAAUUCUCGGUUUUUACAGCCUAAUCUACAAAUCUGUCUUGUGUUUGCCACCCUGUGUUGUGCUGCUAUUAGUAUUAUGGAUUAUGUCUUCUUUUCUUUAGCCUGACAGUUCAUGCAAAAUAAGUCUUAAGUAAAUCCUAAUCUGUGUUUUUGACGCCCUAUAUAGCAAUAGAGAGGAAGGUUCCUCCUUUCCAUAAUUAAAUAUAAUGUGUAAAGAAAAUCCCUUCAUGGGUUGUUUUGAAACCCCAUCGUGUCGAGUGCUAAUGCUGAAAACGCACAGUCGCCUUGUGGGCGAAGCCAUAGUGGCUAAUGCACAAAGCCAAGGAAUAAAUUACCCUGCCAAGGAAGCCAAGGAAGAAAAGAACCUGCCAACAGAUCAGAUUAUAGUGUCAGCCUGGUGUCAGGCCCUGUAUAGGAUAAUAAUUAACAAAAGACCACGAGAGGUCCUAAAGACAUCUGGUCUUAGCCCUAUUCGCAUUUUUUAAAAAGAAGUUUGACAAAAGUGAUGGAUUUCCAGAAAGAUUGCAAUUAACAUAAAAAAUUAAAACGCCUUAUGCCAAUCAAUGCUAGGGCCGUCCCAUGAGUAUGUGGUGUUGUCAUUCUUUUAUGGAAGUAGACGUUUUACUAGUUAAAUAAAUAUAUUUUAUGACUAA